This is a messenger RNA of Candida dubliniensis CD36, 1629 nucleotides long. RefSeq names its product Bur2p (gene BUR2). The record is from RefSeq and is a predicted model, not a curated record. NCBI's taxonomy places the organism in Eukaryota, Fungi, Ascomycota, Pichiomycetes, Serinales, Debaryomycetaceae. Gene Ontology annotation, biological process: regulation of transcription by RNA polymerase II; positive regulation of DNA-templated transcription, elongation. Gene Ontology annotation, cellular component: cyclin/CDK positive transcription elongation factor complex; nucleus. The transcript has a single exon. Bases 1 to 1629 code for a protein of 542 amino acids. Gene Ontology annotation, molecular function: cyclin-dependent protein serine/threonine kinase activator activity.
AUGACAUCGACAACAACAAAGAUAAAUAAUAGCAUAACAAGGCUAUUCGAAGAUGACAAGUUUUUAUUACCGCAAUUAAAAUCAUUAAAUAAUACAUGGAUUUUUUCUGAAGAUGCCGUGAUCAAUAAUUCACCCACUCGACAUCAAAAACUAACAAUUAGUCAAGAGUUGAAAAAUAAGGAAUCGAUGCAUGAUUUUUUAAUUCGAUUAGGACAAAAAUUAAAAGUUGAUGGGAGAACAAUCUUAGCAGCAACAAUAUAUUUACAUCGAUUUUAUAUGCGAGUGCCGAUUUCUCAAUCAAAAUAUUAUGUUGUUUCUGCUGCCCUUACCAUUUCAUGUAAAUUAAAUGAUAAUUAUCGAACUCCUGAUAAAGUGGCAUUACUUUCAUGUAAUGUGAAAUUACCCCCAAAUGCAAAACCUAUUGAUGAACAAAAUGAAAUGUAUUGGCGAUGGAAAGAUCAAUUAUUAUUUCGAGAGGAAUUGAUAUUACGUAAAUUGAAUUUUGAUUUGAAUUUGAUUCUACCUUAUGAAAUAAGAGAUCAUAUUUUUAAAAAUUUUGUACUUUUUGAUCAAGAAGAUGAACUGGUGAAAUUGUUUAGUACUCAUAAAUUAGACAUUUUAAAAAUGACAACAUCUUUGAUUGAAUCCUUGUCUAGUUUGCCAAUUAUUUUAUGUUAUGAUAUGAAUAUAAUAUUUGGAACAUGUUUAAUUAUAACAAUUAUUGAAGGUAGGAAAAUCAUUGAUGAAAAAUUGAAUAUUCCACCGGCAUUUCUACACAGAUUUUUGAAUAUUGAUUCAGAGACUUGUUUAAAAUGUUUCCAUUUUAUUAAAAAACUAUUGAAAUUUUCCCAAGACGACCCUCACACAAUCAGUAAUAAAGCAAGUGCGAAACGAUUGUUGGAGCUAAGGUCAAAAUUGUUCCACGAAAUUGCCAAACAAGGAGACAGCAAACAAUCGCAACCCCAAUCCCAACAACAUGAAAAUGAAACCACUAACAAAGAGAAAAAACCAGAGGAAAGCAAGAAUGAGGAAUGUAAAACUUCAGAGAACAUAAAAAACGGUCAUGGUACAACCACUACAAAUAUAGACCCCAAAAUCCAUGAUAGUAAAGUAGAUGAGGUUGAAAAAAAUGAGAUAAACAAACAGGAGGUAGACAAAAUUCAAACACAAGGUGAAUGUACACAAGAAGAAAAUACUAUUGGUAUUGCUAUUGAGAAGAAAAUACCAGAUACAGAAAAUAACGAAACAAAAUCUGAAACCACAAACUCAACUAGAGAAAAAGAUGACAAAAUUAACCAUAAAACUGUAAUUAGCAAUGAGAGUAUGGCUGAAAAGAACUCCGACGUACAUGGAAAUGAUAGUAAUGGGAACAAUGGUGAUUCUGGAAACACAUCUAAUCUGUUAAAACAAGGAGAAGAUACCAAAAAUGAAGUGCUGAAGAAAACUGCUGAUUCUAAAGAAGUUCCUACCUCAACUAAUAACACCAGUUCAAACAACGCUACUGCUGAUUUACAUGACUCAACCAAUGGCACAAACGAAAAGUCUAUUGGAGAAAAAAGAAAUCUUGAACCAGAUUCAAACGAUGCCAAUGUAGAUUCACCAAGUAGUAAAAUAGCAAGAGUUGAAUAG